Molecule: messenger RNA, 1426 nt
Organism: Punica granatum (pomegranate)
Lineage: Eukaryota; Viridiplantae; Streptophyta; Magnoliopsida; Myrtales; Lythraceae
Source: RefSeq, a predicted model, not a curated record
CGACCGAAGCUUCCUCCUCUUGUCUCUUCGUCCUCCCAUCUCUCUCUCUCUCUCUCUCUCUAUCCCUUCUUCUUCUUCUUCGCUCUCAUUCUUGGCGACCUGAUCUCUGCAACAGCAGCUUCUCCGCCCAAUGUAGGCGCUUCAUUAUUGCCCGACCGAAGUGAAAGAGAGAUAAAUAAAUAAAUGAUGCCUUGCCUCGCCUGCCGUGCGGCUGCUUCAGAUUGUCUCGACUGACUGAAUUCUAUUCCUAGUGAAGAGACAGUUCCAUCCUUCCACCCCUUUCCUCUCCUCUCCUCUCCUCAGCUUGCCGUUGCAGUUGCAGUUGCUGCCAACAGGCUCUGCUAUGGGCUUGAUGAACUCCCAUUCACCUCCAACAACAUGCAAGAUGGAUUCUCUGCUGUGGACGGUUUCGUAGAGAUAACUGAGAGCUUAGCAGAGAUGAUCAAGUACGUGGCAAAUGAGCCCUCGGUCGGGCUCUUCUAUAUCCAACAGCAUACGCAGAAUGCAGUCCCAAAUGUGAUAAACCUCAAGAACAAAGUGGGCUUGAAAUCACAUGAGACGACCCUGCAUACCGAGGAUGCAGAAGAUUCCAUUGCGAUGGUGAAAUCAAUGAAAGAUUGCGGGCUUCCCAUUGCUGAUGAAAUGAUCGCCGACAUAAAGAAAUCACUGAGCAUCAUGUCGGUGAAACAGCCAAAGAAGGGUCUAAUCAGCCCGGCUUCAAGCUUCCAGAUGGGAAGGAGCAGAUCGUUGGGACCCUCAAGUUGGGGUUGGAGCAAUGACCCAGAAGACGGUGAGAGGAAGGGGGGAUAUUUCUCCAGCGUCUUUAAGUCAGCCAAACAGAAGGCUGGCAACUUCAGGUGGCCCCAGCUCGAUCACAAAGGACCAAUGCAGAUGAAAGAUGAGAAGGAAGAGAAGUCCAUGAGCAAUAGCAAUGAAAUGCUAUUGAGCUCUAGCUCAACCCUGCCCGGUGGUGAAUCUGACGAGCUUCCCUUGUCAAGUCAGGUAACAGACGAACUGCCCGAAGGUGAGGGAGAAGGAGAAACAACUGAAGACUCCGUGGUGCAUAAUCCUCCAUUGCCCUUCUCGGAAGAGUACGAUAGCUUCAAAGCUAACAGGGAAGCUAAGUUAGAGGAGUGGUUAGAAGGAAAUGGGAAGCGAGAUAAUGUCAAUGGAGCAUCUGCUUAAUGUUUUAUAACCUUCUGUCACUGGUGACUGCAAACAAUUGGUUGAUUGUACAGAUUUUUCAUGUUGAGUGUGGCUGCUCAAUCUCGAGUAAUUCGCGUGUGUUUUGUAGAUUGUAUAUUAGAGAUCAAGAUUGCCUUUGAGUGGCUUGCGCGGUGCAAAUAUCAUCAAUAUCUGUAUCUAAUUUACACCUAAAUUCAUGUAAUGAAACUGUUUACAAUUUGCAAGAGAUGCUUUAAACAAA